Gigantopelta aegis is the source of this 3128-nucleotide messenger RNA. Its product is annotated as mucosa-associated lymphoid tissue lymphoma translocation protein 1 homolog. Gene Ontology annotation, molecular function: cysteine-type endopeptidase activity. The coding region runs from base 159 to 2639 and encodes 826 amino acids. Gene Ontology annotation, biological process: proteolysis. The transcript has 18 exons. Lineage: Eukaryota; Metazoa; Mollusca; Gastropoda; Neomphalida; Peltospiridae. The record is from RefSeq and is a predicted model, not a curated record.
UUUUGAUUAGCUGGACGUCAUUGAUUUACUUCCGUGUUUGUUGACACAACGUGAAAUUAUAUUUUCCAGCAAUGUUUUUGGAAGUGACAAAAUGAACUAAUUACUUUGAUGAUAUUGUAGAAUAUUGUUGAAUUGUGACAACUGCAACUUGUUUGAUCAUGAUGAAUAGCCUCCGGUUCCGUCCAGAUACAAACAUCCGUGACCUCAAUGCAAAGGUCAUGAUACAUCUGCGUAACUCCCUCGACACAGCGCCAGAAACACAGAACUGGAGAGCUUUAGCGAGCAUCUUGGAACAUCCAUUUGGUUUUAAGUCUUUCGAGAUCGAGAAGAUGGCCAUGCAGAUUUAUAGCAGUGGAAGUCCGACGGAGCAGCUCAUUCUGGAGCUGGGGGCGCGUGGGAUGGUCGUCCAGGAACUCGUCCGAUAUCUCGAUACGCUGCGGCUUGAGGCCAUUUUAGUGGACUUCAAGAAUUAUGAGCCUAUACAAAUUACCUCGGAGCCGGAGUUAGAGGUGAAACUAUUCGAAGGAGACCCGUUGCGUCUGAUUGUCGAGGCAACUGGCUUCCCAUACCCACGGUUCCAGUGGUUCUUUGAAAACUCUGAGCUCACUGGGGCUAUAGAAAACACACUGAACAUACCAAAUAUUCGUGCAUCUCAGACGGGACACUACUGCUGUCGCUUGCACAACUGUGCUGACCCAACCCAGACCAAGUUUACUCGGCAUUCCCUCGUUAAGGUGUAUCCAGACAUGUGUACCCAUGCUGCUUAUAGUGGGGCUGAUGGGAAAACAUCACAACCUCGUUUGCAAAAAGUUCCAUCAGAUGAAAGGAAUGAUGUGGAAUAUGAUGAAGAGCUUGACAAGACUUGUAACCUGCCUGUUAUAGUGGAGCAGCCCCAGGAUGUGUUCACCAUCAAGGGGAGCCCAUUCCACAUUGUGUGCAAAGCCAGGAGUCGUUUCCCCUUGCGCUACACCUGGUAUCAUGAAGGCCAGUAUUUCCAUGAGACGCAAAUUCCACUGCUGGAGGUGGACAGCGCAUUGAGCAGUCACAGUGGGCGAUAUCAGUGUAUUGUGAGAAACGAUUUCGGGGAGGCACGCAGUCACCCGUUCAUGGUGACCGUUUCAGACUAUGAUACCCCAAGAGUAAUUAAAGCACCGGAAAUCAUCAGUCAGCCUAAAUCGUGCUCAGUUCAAGUGGGAGGGGUGGCGGUAUUUGUGGUGGAGGCGUGUGGAACCCAGCCCAUAACAUAUCAGUGGUUUAAAGAUUCAACACUCAUAUUUGGUCAGGAGUCGUCUGAAUUGCGGAUCUCCAACAUCCAGUCGCAGGUCUCGAACCUCCAGCCACAAGAGGUGCAGGUGGGCGUGUAUCAGUGUCUGUUGAAGAACGAGUAUGGAGCCAAGUUCUCGGAAGGAGCCGUUCUCGCCAUCGGCAGCGAGCUCCACACACUACAGGAAUAUCAUGCAAAAGACAAGUUUGCCCUACUCAUUGGUAAUUACUCGUACAAGGCUGAGAAUUCGCUAAACGCCCCGAAAGAAGAUAUCAAAACUCUGGCCGAGAUUUUCCGCAACCUGCAGUUCAAGGUGGUCUCCCUGUUGAACUUGACGAAGAACGAGAUGGUUGCCGCGGUCGAGGAGUUUUGUCGGUUGCUGGACGAUGGAGUCUACUGCGUGUUUUAUUUCUGCGGUCACGGCUUUGAAGAAACCCGCCAGUGUUACCUCGUGCCGGAAGACGCUCCCACCGGGUUCACCUGGGAGGACUGUGUGUGUGCCGAUCAGGUGCUGGAACGGAUGCAGAACAGAAACCCGGCCAUCUGCUGUAUGAUCCUCGAUAUCUGUCGCAGGCAAAACCAUGUAUCAUCUAGUUCCAUACCAAAGAUCAUUGAGCCACGCACCACGACCGCAGGCAACACCAUUAUCUGUUUUGCCACAAGUGCCGGGUGUGCUGCUUUCGAGCAGCCUCAGUGUGGAAUUCUGGUCUAUUUCCUGCAGCGCCAUCUGUCGAAGCCGAUCGGUAUUGAGGAAGUGUUUGCUUUAGUUCGGUCAGACAUGACCAAGAAUGACCGCUACAAGGGUAAACAGAUUCCUGAGGUACGGACCAACCUGACACAGCCGCUUCGCUCGCUGGCAGACAGGAUCAAGUACCAGGGGGGAGGAACGCAGGCGUUUCUACGACGACAGUUUCUGUGGGAAGCAGCACACCGUCGACCUCCGACCCGCACCAUCGAGGUGAAACCCCAUGAGCUGGGUAUCGAGCUGGAGCUGGACUUCCAGUCGGAGUUCUCUAACGUCUUGCACAUCUUCGUCACCGUCAAGAAGAAAGACAAACUGUCCGAGUGCAGCGCCUGGGUCGCCAAGAUACCAAAUACGUUGUCGAUCAUGGACCAACCCUGUUUCGUCUCCAGUCCAGACUGCCCGUUCAAGAAGACGAAGAACAUUAUCCAGGACAUUCAGAAGUUGAAGGACAGCAUGGUGGUGACGAUCGCCGUGCGGUACAGACGGACAGACAGCCGACAGGAGGAGAUAAUCGACUGCGAGACGGUCGAUCUUGGAUUUCCUCUCAUUGCCGAACUCAAGUUGUGGCAGCCGCGCACACUGUCCGCGUCAGGGCACCCCGUCGAGCAGAUGGAAGACUUAUCGUUGUGAUCAUCUAGCAUUUAUCAUCAGUAUCGGGGACAUAACAUAGUCGUGAAUUUAUCAUCAGUAUUGGGGACAUACAUGUAACACAGUCGUGAGUUUAUCAUCAGUAUCAGGGACGUAACAUAGUCAGAAAUUUAUCAUCAGUAUCGGGAAACAUAACAUAGUCAAGAAUUUAUCAUCAGUAUCGGGGACAUAACACAGUCAUGAAUUUAUUAUCAGUAUCGGGAAACAUAACACAGUUGUGAAUUUAUCAUCAGUAUCGGGGACAUAACACAGUAAUGAAUUUAUCAUCAGUAUUUGGGACAUAACAUAGUCGUGAAUUUAUCAUCAGUAUCGGGGAAACAAUGGAUGGAAGACUUGUUGUGAUCAGGUCUCCUUUCACCUGUGCGGGAGACAGUUUCUCCUGUUAAAUGACAUUUUAGUAAGCAUAAAAAAAAUCGAUCCUCUUUUGUCAAAAUAACAGAAGGGAAGUAACUCUGCCUUUUUUUUCUCAUU